CAUGAAGCAGGACGGCGACGCUGCCAAUGUCCCUGCGUGCUUCAUAUCAAACCAUGAAGGGUUUCUGGGAAGCAUCAAAAACUUUAUCAAAGACUUUGUGGUGACUGAGAUAGACAUCAGUGGACAGCGUGUUAACACAGCAGCUGCCACUCAGACAGCAGACAGGUCCUGCUCAGAUAAUAAAAACAAUGAAACAAUGAGUGCAGAAUGUAAGUGGAAUAAUCACUCCUCAGUCUCACAGGACUCUGAUGUUCCAGCUGAUUGUGGGCUGGAUGUCACCAUACCUAGUCCAGGCAGUUUUGAUUUAAGUGUGAUUUUAGGCCAGUCGGUCAGCGACGAGCUCGAGCAGUUUGUGUUGACUCUCAAAGAAAAGCCAAACAAGCAGGAGCUGUCUCUGGGAUCCUUCCCCGACAAACACCACAGAGCUAACGUCCACCGAGCAGUCAGACACCGCUUCCCCUUCCUCAUGACUGUCACCAUUCAGCCGGAGAUCAGGGUGAGGGAAGACCCGGACUACAGGGAGCUCUCCCAGCUGGUUACGGAGGACGAAGCAGAGGACUUCUUCAGGUUCAUAGAUGCCAAAGUGCGAGGAUCAUCCUAUACGUUUGGACCUGACGACGAUAAGGAUCACAGGACGACGGUCCAUCACUUCCUGAGCCGAAGGUUUGGGAAACUGGUGGAGACUAAAAGCUUCAGCGACCAGGGGACGACAGCGAUCUCAGUGAGGCUGAGGGAGCAGGGGAGGCCGAAGAAAAGAACGGCAGAGGAACGUAAAGAAGAGGAAGUUUACACUGCUUUCACUCUGCGUAAGGAGAACCUGGAGACUCUGGAGGCCAUCAGCUACAUGGCAGCUGCUCUCGGAGUCCUACCCUCAGACUUCACCUAUGCUGGGAUCAAGGACAAGAGAGCCAUCACCUACCAGUCCAUGGUGGUGAAGAAGGUCUCAACUCAGCGGUUGAAAGAGAAGACAGCAGAGUUUGAGAAGAGAGGGAUGCGUCUGUCUCAGAUCCGCUCCGUCAGCGAGCCUCUCAGACUGGGACGACUGCAGGGGAACCACUUCGACCUGGUGGUCCGGGACCUGAGACCACACGGGGCCAGCGACGCACACGCGUCUCAUGCAGAGACACACAUUCGCCUGGCAGCGCUGGUGAAGGAAGCAGUGGAGAACGUCAAGGCCAGAGGUUUUGUCAACUAUUACGGACCACAGAGGUUUGGGAGCGCCCAAAGUGUUCAGUCUGACUGUGUGGGGCUGGCUUUACUCAAAGAAGACAUGGUGAGCGCUGUGCGUCUCUUCUUCACUCCAGACGACAGCAACGAUCCUCAGAGCCACGCCAAGAGACACUUCCUCCAAACAGAUAAUGCUAAGGAGUGUUUGGCGUUAAUGCCGUUGUCGAAGGCCAGGGAGCGUCUGAUGCUUCGGGCCCUGAACCGCUACGGGACCGGUCCAGACGGUUGUACCCAGGCCUGGCUCAGCCUGCCCCACAGCAUGAGAGUCUUCUACCCACACGCCUACUGCAGCAGGGUAUGGAACGAGGCCGUGGCUCACAGGUUGACUACUCUGGGCCACAGUGCCAGAUGGGGGGACCUGGUGUGGAUGCAGGAGGACAUUGGAGAGGCCGGCCCGCCUCAGAUCCACGUGGUGACGGAGCAAGAGGAGCAAGAAGGAGUGUACACACUGGCACAUGUGUUACUGCCCAUGCCAGGAAACACUGUAAAGUACCCAGAAAACACCAUGGGGACUUGGUUCCAGGAGAGACUGGCCAGAGACGGACUGGGCGACUGUCGCUUCAGAGUCAGCAACCUCAAGCUAAAUCUUCCUGGCUGCUACCGCCCCCUGCUGGCCAUGCCACGUAACGUCAGCUACCAGCUGCAGAGAGCAGCCUGUGGGGAGGCAGGAAGAGGAGAGGUGACAGGGAACAGCAGUAGACAUAGUGACCGGCAGCUAAAUGGCACAACAGAAGAAGGAAAGCAGGACGCACUCACCCUCACGUUAAACUUGGACCUGGACUCGUCCUGCUACGCUACAAUUUGCCUCAGAGAGACCAUGAAGUGUGACCCCUAGAGGUCAAAGGACAUUAUUCCUGCUGUAUUUCUACAUACUUUGCAGAAGAAAAGGAGUUUUUUUUGUUUGUUUUUUUUGUUUUGUAACCCAUCAUUGUUAUACAUUAUUAGUAGCCUUUUGGUUUGUUGUCGAAGUAAUGAGCAUAACACUGUGUUUAUACAGUCAAUAGAAAUAAUGCCUAAAGUACAAUUGAUAAAUGAACAAAUCUAAAUGUAAAACAGUGUUAACUGUGUCUGUGUUGUGUGCCAUGAAUAAAACUUUUUGAAAUCUU
Centropristis striata (black sea bass) is the source of this 2333-nucleotide messenger RNA. RefSeq names its product pseudouridine synthase 7 like (gene pus7l). The transcript has 9 exons. Gene Ontology annotation, molecular function: RNA binding; pseudouridine synthase activity. Gene Ontology annotation, biological process: pseudouridine synthesis. Lineage: Eukaryota; Metazoa; Chordata; Actinopteri; Perciformes; Serranidae. The coding region runs from base 2 to 2062 and encodes 686 amino acids. Gene Ontology annotation, cellular component: nucleus. The record is from RefSeq and is a predicted model, not a curated record.